This is a messenger RNA of Nymphalis io (European peacock), 931 nucleotides long. Its product is annotated as cuticle protein 16.5-like. The transcript has 2 exons. The coding region runs from base 15 to 902 and encodes 295 amino acids. The record is from RefSeq and is a predicted model, not a curated record. Lineage: Eukaryota; Metazoa; Arthropoda; Insecta; Lepidoptera; Nymphalidae.
UUACAAUCAUAAACAUGUUCGCCAAGUUGGUAGUCUCACUUUGCGUUAUGGGCGUUGCCCACGGCAGUGGCCUCUUGGCGGCCGCUCCAGUAGCGUACAGCAGCCACGCUAUCGCGGCUCCCGCUAUUGUCACUAAGACCAUCAGCCCCGCUGUCUCUUCAGUGUCUUCCUACUCGACCCACACAGCGCACGCUGCACCUAUCGCCACCUAUGCCGCCGCUCCUGCCAUCACUACAUCCUACGCGGCUGCACCAGCCAUCGCUACAUCUUACGCUGCCGCACCAGCCAUCGCUACAUCCUACGCCGCUCCCGUAGUGACCAAGACCAUCUCGCCAGCCACUACCUCCUACUCCUCUUACUCGACCCAAACCGCUCACGGCUCUCCUGUCGCGACCUACGCCGCUCCCGCCGUCGCCGUACACUCCGCCCCCGCUGUGGCCGUACACUCCGCCCCCGCUGUGGCCGUAGCUGCCGCCCCCGCUGUGGCCGUAGCUGCCGCCCCCGCUGUGUCUUCUUACUCUUCCUACUCCACCCAGACCGCUCAUGGAGCUAGAGCGUACGCCGCUCCCGCGUAUGCCUCAUACGCCGCUGGACCCGCGUACGCCUCAUACGCCGCUGCUCCCGCGUAUGCUUCUUACGCCGGUGGACCCACGUACGCCUCAUACGCCGCCGCUCCCGCAUACACCUCUUAUACCAAGACCUACUCUGCCCCUGCAGUAACCUCAUACGCUAGGACCUACGCCGCACCAGCCAUCGCCUCAUACUCAGGCAACUAUGCUGCUCCUGCUUACGCGACCUACGCUGCGGCUGCCCCAGUCUUGAAAUCUACCGUGUCAUACUCUGCAGCUCCCGCAGUAUCUCACAUCUCUUACAGCGCUCAUGGAGCUAACUACGCUUGGUGAUCUAAGUUAUAGUUAUCGUUGGUUAAAGA